CUCGGUGACUGAAUAACCCCCAACCCCAGCAAGAUUUCGCGGUGACUAAAGAAGCCACUGUAGUUUUUACACUUGAUGUGACACAGAAAUCCCACGACCAGCACAAAAAUCGGGAUUAGUCUCAGUUGCCAAAAAUGGUCGCUAACAGUCUCUCAGACAUGCUCGCCAUCGCUGGCACCAGCAGUAACUGCGCGAAAGCCUCGUUGUGGAGAAGCUCAUCCUCUAGUCCGGAAGCACUUUCUGACUUUUACCGCAACGCCCUGGGUCAGCCUCUUGCUCCUGACAAAGCGGCUCGUAGGAUUGCUUUGAGCUACUCACAGCGAAGCCCAUCAACCUCAUCUACAUCAUCAGCUUUUUUGGAUUGCCGCACUACAACAUCUAUGGAGGAGGAGGUCGCGCCUCGUUUCCCACGCUCAUCAACCAAGACAUCCAGAACUUCAACCUCUUUCUACAUGGAUUGCACUGACGUUUUAGAGGGUGGCUCCACUGACCCUACCUUGAUCCGCUCUGAAUGUAAGGAGUUUAAAGGCCUCUUUGCCGCCAAAGAACUCGUUCCUGAAGCCAUGCUCAGCUGUGGUGACACCCAUCCCGUCAAGGGCCACGACCUCGAUCCCUGGCGUCGCUUGCACUACAUCAAGGAAACCAACACCAACAUGUGGUACAAGUGCUGCGAACAGAGGAAUGCCAAGCAGUUCGUUUUUAACACUGGACCUGCACCGACGAACUUUGAAGGACCAUUUUUGCCUGGAUUGGGUCCUGUGCAUGGAUUGGCGAAGAAAGUAGUGGAGGAGUUGAGGCUGGUAGGUGAUUUUGCGACGCAGAUUUAUGAGAAGAUCAGGUUGGCAUCAAUUAGUGGAGGGUUGUUUGGUGGGAAUGAGCACGAAAGGACGUUGGAAAAAGCGCAGCUGGCGUCGAUUAAGGCGGUACUUAGACGAGAUUGUGAUUGUCCAGUGUUUUUCUUUUUAAUAUUAUGAUUUGAAGAAAGACGGAUUAGUACGAUUCAUUGCUGCCUACAUCAAUUUGUUUGUUGAUAUGAGCCCGAGUCUCCAUCUACAUCUUUCACGUCACUUUCCUUAACCACCUCCACCACAGGCCUGCCUAACGUCGAAGCAGUGCAUGGGAAAGAGUUACACCGACCAACGCGUGAUAUACAACAUGCAGCCACCUCGCUUUCUACGUUGUUCUCUGAUGCAAGACCUUAAAACACACGUUGACGCUUUCGGGAGACGAAAAACUUCUCAUGAUUGCGCUUCUUUCAAACGCAGAUUCGCUGAAAAACUCCUUUCCACAGCAAACGGCUUCGUUCGGGUUUUGAUGAAACAGGCGAUGAAGUUCGUUCCGCCGUAUACACCCUGUCGAGGACAGAGGUAUAGCUGCUUGAUACCCUAUGAUGGGAUGGGUAAGAAACAGAAGGAAAACUUAGAGGAGCCAACUUGUGUAGACAGCGGCUGGAAAAACGAACCUUGGACAUUUCCUCACAAUUACAUGGUGACUUACUUGUAGAAGCAAGGGCAUGAUCUACUUCCAGCACAUGAUCAUAUUG
Amoebophrya sp. A25 is the source of this 1543-nucleotide messenger RNA. The record is from the annotation of a GenBank genome assembly. Lineage: Eukaryota; Dinophyceae; Syndiniales; Amoebophryaceae.